Paramacrobiotus metropolitanus is the source of this 2908-nucleotide messenger RNA. RefSeq names its product conserved oligomeric Golgi complex subunit 5-like. Gene Ontology annotation, biological process: intra-Golgi vesicle-mediated transport. Lineage: Eukaryota; Metazoa; Tardigrada; Eutardigrada; Parachela; Macrobiotidae. Bases 276 to 2723 code for a protein of 815 amino acids. The transcript has 3 exons. Gene Ontology annotation, cellular component: COG complex. The record is from RefSeq and is a predicted model, not a curated record.
AGCAAAAUGUCGCACGGUUUUGCGCUCCCAAAAUUGCCCGCUCGAUGCAGAUAUAUCAUAUGUGAUGCAUCAUUGCCGUGCAGUUAUUUGAUGUUUGUUAAGGUUCAAAGUUCGAUUUUUUUAAGCGUGUGUCACAGAUUUCCUUCGCUGAUAUCUUCAUAACUGAAUUUUGAGCCUAACUAUUAUCACUCUUGCUUCUUCUUCGUUUGGAAUGACCGUUGUGCUUGGCAAGGACUGGGGGACCAGCUGGAUUUGCAAUUAAUGUUGGAUGUCCGAUGGCUUCGGUUGGAGGAGACUGCGUUGCGACAUACAAUGGUAAAAUGACGGAAAGCUUGGAAAGGAUUGUUUUUGCUGAUGAGUCGCUUUCGGACGAUAACAAGCGCCAUGUUGAGCCAUUCUUGCGAGGCCACUUCGAUCCGCAAGAAUACUCUCGUGAAGUACUGCAUAAUUCCUCUGUAUCCUUGGCCGAGCACCUUUCUACGAUCGACAGUACAAUAUCCAUCCUCGACAGCAGUCUGAAAGGGCGCGUGGUCGACGAUCACGAAGCGCUGACCAGCAACAUUGUGGCACUGGACGGACUGGAAGCGUCGCUCAUCGAUCUGGAAGCAGCUACCAGUGCGAUUUUGGAAAGCACUGGCCACAGCCUGACGUCCUUCAGGAAACUGUAUGAUAACUAUUCCGCCCGUUUGGUGGAAUGUGAGCGUACCAAGAGUGCGCUGGAUUUAUUGCGAAAAGUCAGCAAAGUGACGGCGACAGCGCAGACACUGCGUGCAUCUCUCGCCAGUGAUCGUUUGGAGUUCUCCAAAGCAGCUGUCGCGGUUCACGAUCUUGGAGGAGUUUGUGAUGAUCCAGAACUGCGCAACGUCGUAGCGCUGAAUGAAGACCUGCCGUUCGUGGAAAAUAUUGUGAGAAAUCUCCCGGUGAUGUUGACACACAGCCUCUCCGAAGGACUGGAAAAACAGGAUUUGUCGUUGAUUGCGGAGAUUGUCGAUGCAUCGCUUUUGCUUAAGCUGUCUGCACAGCUGCUGGAAGAGUUGACACAAAAGUUAUUGGAUGGUUUCCGUACCCAGAUUGAGGAAGGAUUAAACAUUCAUCUUUUGGCGAAAUCCGAUGCGGGGAAGAACACGGGGAAAGUUCCGGGGCGUACCACUCUUCCUUCGGUGCAAACAUCGCCCGCGCUGCGCACGGCAUUCUGGUCGCGCAUGGAUGCCAUUUUCAGUCUUAUAUGUCAGAAUCAAAUUAAAAUUGAACUGCUGGAAUCGGUGUACAUACGUCGUUUUGACGAGUACGUGUUGUAUGUGGUGGAUGCUCCGGAUGUCGAAGAAGGCCGAAUUAGUGAGGGUUUUUUCGUUGCCGCGUUGGAUAUUCUGAAAGCCAGUCUGAUGCGAUGCGGAAAAGAGUCUUCGUUUUUACAGCAGACACUGGAGAACGAAUAUCCGCGUCUCCUGAAAAUGACAAAAGAAUGUCUAGGCCGUUUAAGAAAUGCCAGUUUGUUUUUGGAUUUUUCUCUGGACAACCGAUCCAGCGCUACAUGGCUGUUUCGGAGUGCUGUCGAAUCGUUUCAAGAGUUAUUCAUUUCUCGCUCGCUUUCAAGACUGCUGGAUCCGGUAAAUGUUGGUUUUGCUGAUUCGAAUGUUUGCCCCUCAUCGGAUGACGUGGAAAGCUUGGUACGGGCCAUCACCAAUGAAAUAGUCAUUUGUCCAUCUGAUGAAAUUUUGGGAAUUUUGAUUUGUAACAAUGUGGGCAAGGCUUUGCGGACGACGUACAUCAAGUUGGAUGAGAUGGUUGCGAGUGGUGGUGAAGCAACGCAAAUAAUUGGGGGUUUAACCGUGAAGCAGAAUCGCAAUUUUCAGAUUGUUAACAUUUCCAUUUAUUUGAAAGAACGCUUACAACAACUUCUCGACACAACGUCGGUGGCUCUUCCGGUCAGCGGUAAGACCGCCAUCGUGGACGUACUGACAACCUACGAAGUACCGGUGAAGAGUGUUUUGGGACCUCUAAUGAACUCCAUAUUGGAUUCGGUUGAAGCUAUAUUGUUGACAAUGCAUCAGGAAGACUUUUCACUAGGUGAAGGGGAGGUUGACUCAAAUGAAAUGCUGGACUCGCCAUGUUCCUUGUACAUGCGGGAACUGCAGGAUUUCUUGCAUCGAAUCCAGCAAGUGUUUUUCGCUCCGUUAGACUCCAACAAACCGAUCAUGCGCUCAUUCAUUGUUGCGUUCGCUCAGCGCUGUUUGAAACUGUUCGUGCGUCAUAUCAGCUUAAUCCGUCCGGUUGGCAAACAGGGUCGUUUGAAGUUGGCCACGGACUGCGCCCAGCUGGAAGCCGCUCUGGCCCCAUUGAAUCUCCAUCAUUCCGAGUACGGAAAUGCCCUGCAGAUCCUCAAGGCUAUGCGCCCACUACUCUUCCAGACGCCAGCCCAAAUUGCGCACAGUCCAUACUUGGGAACAGUUAUUCCCUACAGUACAGUGCUGCAUCAUCUGUUUUCCCGAGCUCCGGUGGAGUUGCAGUCACCUUUUCAAGCUUCAGGAUGGUCCGUCAGUAGGUACUGUAGAUAUCUCGAUGAACAUCCAAGGGAAAUGGAACGAUUGAUGAUAAUUAAAGCCAGUUUAGAUAAUUACGCAAAUACCGUGAGAAGCCGGGGUGAGACACAUUAUGCGGUGAUUUAUCCGCUUAUGCGUGAAAUGCUCGGUAAAGCUUUGGAAAUAACACACUCAGAUUCUUAAAUAUUUGUUGUUUACUUUAUAUAUUUUGGUUUGCUUUUUGUAUGCCUUUUUAUAAUUUGUUGUUUUUCACUUCUCGUCAUGGCUGAAAAUGAAAGGAGUCGACUGAAAUGUAUUGUUUUCAAGACAUUCUUGCCGAAAACAUGAUGUUCGGCUGCUCGGUUUUAAAAAUUAUAUAAAUUAUGAUA